UGUAGCAGCACGCCAGUGGAAGCGCUGCGGACGGUCAGUUUUGCAUUUGCAUUUUAUUUUACAGGAAUCUGAAUUUUAUUUGCACGAUAAAAAAAAAAUAAUAAUAACGCGAGAGUUUGCAAGUUGCCUUUCGACUGUACAACUGUCAAAGGUAGAGAGUGGAAUCGCGCAUGACCCAACACAUUACUGUAGUACUGUACACGGACUCGGGAGAUAAUAUCUAUUAAAAAAAAAAAUUACAGAGCAGGAGCCCCACGAGUGACUGCUGCCCAUGACGAGUGCUGGUUAAGGAUCAGACUCCCGAGACAGCAGGUGUGUGAUUGCCAUGUAACAUAAAAGGCAACUCGCAGAGUGCACAGCGGUGACCCCACGUGGCGACCCGGGCCACCCGGCCACUCGUGUUGGUGUGGGGAGGGUGAUUCCAACACGCCAGGUAUGGCUGACUCCAGUAAGAGCACAGCACGCAGUGGGGGUCGAAGUCGGCCCGCCUCAGAAGAGACUGCCAAAAAAACAGCUGCCACGGGCAACAAGCAUGGUGGAGCAGCUGUUGAGAAGAUAGAAGGCAAGAAAAAAGGACGCCCCAGAGCUGACAAUCAGGAGCUUAGGAACAUACCUGCAAGCAUGGUGACUCAGUGGAAAGAAGAGUUUAAGAAUCGCUCUCGAGUAAAAUGCCCCAGCUCUGGGUGCUGGCUAGAAUUCCCAAGUGUCUAUGGAUUAAAGUACCAUUAUCAGCGUUGCCAGGGGGCUACAAUAUCAGAGAAACUGAACCACCAGUGUCCUUAUUGUGAAGCUGCAUUUGCAUCUAAAACCCGUGUGGAGAAGCACAAGGCGUGGAAUCACGCUGAUAGAGUCUCGCAAGAACCAACAGCUGGCAGUGAAGCAGACAAUGAAGUGCACAAAACGCCAGUGAAGGGGAGUGCUAAGAAAAGAGCUGCGGAAAGUUCUGACGCUUCCCCAAUCAGAAGCAAAGUAAAGAAGACGCGGGAGGUGUUCCAGCACUCUCAGAACGGAGAGUAUGUCCCACAGAAAGCAGGCAGGAAACACCAGCAGGGGGCGGCCUCCGAGGCUUCUCCCACGACUUCCGGAGGCAGCGAGGGCGAGGCAGGAAGCUUCCCUGAGGAGGACCCAGAACGAACAAGGCACAGAAGGAAACAGAGAACCCCGAAGAAGUUCACCGGGGAGCAGCCUUCCAUUUCAGGAACAUUCGGCAUGAAAGGUUUGACCAAAUCAGAAGAGAAGGUAAAGUCUGGGCGAGGAAAGAAGGUUGUAGGAAACGAUUGUAAAAAAGAGCCGAAGAGGAAAGCACAGGGCGCGAACCUUCGCAAGGACCCUGUCUCCUAUUCCCCAGGGAGCAAGGAGGAGAGGUGGCAGCAGGUUAUCACGGAGAAGGGAGAGGUUGUCUGUCCGACUUGUUCUCUCAUCUCCAGGAAAACUGUCCCUGGACUCAAGAAACACAUGGAGAUCUGCCUGAAGCUGCAGGAUGCCCUGAAGUGUCAAGACUGUCAAAAGCAGUUCAAGUCCAAAGCAGGCUUGAAUUACCACACAAUGGCAGAACAUAUUAACAAGCCCAGUGCACAUAAAGACAGCUUUCCAGACGAACAGGAAGAACGGGACAGACUACGGAAGGUUCUCAAACAAAUGGGCAAGCUGAAAUGUCCUAAUGAGGGCUGCACAGCCACCUUUUCCAGUCUGAUGGGCUACCAGUAUCACCAGAAGCGCUGCGGAAAAGACCCUUCCGACACAGAGAAGCCUGUCUUUGUCUGUAAACACUGCAGGAAAAACUACAAAUCCAAGGCUGGCCACGACUACCACAUCCGCUCCGAGCACAGCACUAGUCCGAAGCAGUCGGAGCAGGUUGCUGCAAGGGAGGAGGAGGAGGAGGAGGAGGAGAUAGAGGACUUCGAGAGGACCCCCAGUGGCAGAGUGCGCCGCAGGUCUGCCCAGGUCGCUGUCUUCCAUCUGCAGGAGAUCGCAGAGGAUGAGCUGGCCAAGGACUGGAACAAGCGCAAGAUGAAGGACGACCUGGUCCCUGACAUCAAGAGACUUAACUACACUCGCCCUGGGCUUCCGAAAUUUAACCCCAAAGUGCUGGAUAACUGGAAGAAAGAAGUCAAGGAGAAAGGGUUCAUCUUCUGUGUGAAUAAUCACUGUGAAGCAGUCUACUCAAGUGUUUCAGGUCUAAAAGCCCAUUUAGCCAACUGUAACAAGGAAGGCGGCUCUGUUGGGAAGUACAGGUGUCUGCUGUGCCAGAAGGAGUUCAGCUCUGAGAGUGGAGUUAAAUACCACAUCGGCAAGACCCAUUCGGUGAACUGGUUCCGGACUUCAAACCCGGUCUCUCCAAAUGGCAAAAGGAAAGAACUCAACAAUGUAAAGAAAGACGGAAAGAACAGCACAACCGGAAAGAAGAGGGGGAGGAAACCUAAAGAAAGGCCCCCAGAGCCUCCGCAAAAAGACACGGAAAAGGCUGAAUCAAAGACUAGCUCCACAAAUGCAACAGAUACCACGGCUUCAGCUGCAAACAAAAUCACCGGAGACCAGAGAAAAGAAACAAAACCACCUGCGAAGAAAAGGGGGCGAGCCAAGAAAGUGCAGAAUAAACCUUAAAAAGAAAGACACCUUUCAUAGCGCUUUGGCUGGGAUUUUGAAGGAAAAUGUUUUAAAAAAUACAAUAAAAAAAUCAGGCUGUACAGUAAAUAGAUACAACCUGAAGAUGAAUUCCUGUAUUUAGGUUUAUUCUGCCCUGGGGAGGGUUAUUCAUAUAUAUAUAUAUGAUACAGUAUAGGCAGUUACAGUUUAAGGCAUCCGUCCAGUUUUUAGGUUUCUAUAUUUUUGCGAUCCCCUUGUUAUAUAAAGUCUAUUUGUUUUUUUUUAAUAUUUUUUUUAACCACUAGUGUUUUUCUGACUUGUAUGUAGGCUUGUGUUUAAGGAAGGUGUUAAAAUGAGCUGUAAACUACAGUAUUUAUUGACCUCAUUCUGGUUAAUUUCUGACCACAGGGUUUGCUGUAUCAAUAGGGUCCAUACCUGUCAACUUUUUGGGUGGGGUGGUGGGGAUGCAGGUGCGUGGCUAAGUAUGUGAACUUGCCUCACUCACUGAAUGCAUCCGUGCCACAGGACUCCUCUGGGUCCUAAACCCUGCUAGGUACAGACAGGGAUUGCAGUAACCACACACCGGUCAUGACUUUUGCAGACAUUAAAGGUUUGCUGACAUAAGGGGGGUUAACAGUAGAGUUAUGAGCAAAAUACGGGAGAAAAUCUGUCCCGUGAGAUGUCUGGGAGAAGGCUCCAAGAUACAGGAGACUUCGGGUGAAUACGAGAGUGUUGACAGGUCUGGGGGUCACGUGGCAGCAUGUGUGUCUCAAUCCACUCAUAUAUUAUUAUUUGUUUAUUUAGCAGACGCCUUUAUCCAAGGCGACUUACAGAGACUAGGGUGUGUGAACUAUGCAUCAGCUGCAGAGUCACUUACAACUGCGUCUUACCUGAAAGACGGAGCACAAGGAGGUUAAGUGACUUGCUCAGGGUCACACAAUGAGUCAGUGGCUGAGGUGGGAUUUGAACCAGGGACCUCCUGGUUACAAGCCCUUUUCUUUAACCACUGGACCACACAGCCUCCUAUAACUGGAUAGUGGCAGCCGUUUCCACUGUCAAUAUCUCAGUUGAAAGAGUUGUUUUUUUGUUGUCCAGCAUUUUCAGAACAGAAGAGGAUUGAAGAAUAAUUUGUCCUUACUGUAUUAUUUUGAUCAAUGCAUUUUGUAUGGCAGCUGAAUAUACUGUAGAAUAUAGCAAGCAUUUUUUCCUUCUGAUUUUAAAUAUAUGUAUGUGAUACACUGCUCCAGACAGUUAAGGGAUAUUCACAUGUAUGUAUGUUUAUAAAGCUGCUUAUGCAGGCACUUCAGUGUGCAUAAUCGAUAGAUACCCAGGCUGUAUGAGUGUCUGUGGUGACUCCUGUAUGAAGGGUUCACAAAAGUCUGGAUAUGGAAGAAGCAGGACCCCUUUCUCAGCAUAGGCUGUAAUAUUUGCUUAUUACCAUUACCUCACACAUUCACUUGUACCAGCUUUGCAUUUAAAUGACUACAGGAUUUGGGGAUUUGUAAUGUUAAAUACUCACAUCCCAGAGUAGCCCCUAAUUGUUGGAGCAGAGUAUAUUGUACCCCCAGAGCAUAUGUUUGUAAAGUUCUGUGUGCGGAGGAGAGGCAGUGGUUCUGGGGUUGUGAUGUUUUGUUAGAUUUCCUUAUUAAAUACAGAAAAUGUAGUUUUCUCUCAGAUCAAAAGAAAAGUUAAGUCAGCAGCUAAAUACUAUUCUCUAAUAUUAUUUUUAUAAGUGACAGUAGUUUUAAGCCAAGUAGCAAAUGUUAGUUGCACAGGAAAAAAUCAUGUUUACAAAAAAAUAGUAAUGAAAAAAUCAAGUUCAUGGAAGAUACCGGUAAAAAAAAAGAUAUAUAUAUAUAUAUAUAUAUAUAUAUAUAUAUAUAUAUAUAUUUAGAACCUCCAUCAUCACAUACCUGAUUCUUUCCUCAGCUGUGGUCCUGCGUGAGUGAGUUAGUGCCAGCAUGGCACGUGUGUUGUUUUUCAAAAAGUUGUAAAGUAGAUAUAAAGGAUGCUUUUACAAGAAAAAAAAAAUCUAUAUAACAUUGAAAUUUUUAAGGAUUCAUUAAUUUCGUGGUGUUAAAAAAAAAAAAUUUACAUUGUCAAUUCAUUUGGAACAAACCCCAUUUUUGUUGAGAGCUACAAUGAACUACGUUUUCUUUUAUUGCAGCAAUACUGUGAUGCUAGUUUUUAGUACUAUAACAUCGCAAUAUGCUAAAUGCACAGCUUUGUAUUGUUUUUUUACUUCCAUUUAGACACCAUAAACAGGGAGAGGGAAUCCUUUUAUACUACUGGUAAGAUCAAAAAUAAAUGUGCAGUCUAAAACAGAAGAAGGAGAUGAAAUCAUUUAACUGCCACAUCUCUAAAAUAUUGGGAGACUCCCUUGAGGUAAGGGAAAAAUCUAAUGCUGGUUUUAAAAGCCUGUUCUGCCUUGCACUUUAAAACUCUCUGUUGUUUUGCACUUUGCAUAUAAAUUGAUGAAGCGACUACAAACCCCCUAGCUGUGGAAAUAUAAUAUGACUGAGGACUCUAGUUCAAGCAACUUCAUUGAGACUGGCACAAGAGUGGGCUCAAAUCCCCAUGUUUCCAAAUGGAAUAUCAUGAGAGCAACAGCUAGAAGAGGCUUCCAAAAUCUAUUUUUAAAAAUCUAUAGCCAGACGUGUACCUAACCAUUGCAUCUGUGUGCUUCCAUUGACUGAGCCAAAGCUGGCAGGUGCACCAGGGCGACAGUCUCAGACUAAUGAACUCUUUUCUUCGAAAGCCAGUACAAGUUAACAACCUGCAAGCAAAAGUAUCUUUUAAAUCUAUUGAUUUGUUCCCUGUUACUGUAGAUCUGUAGCUACAACUGUGUGAUACAAUAAGGUUUUUGGCAAUCGCCAGUGUUGCAUAUGAUUUGACUUUCCCUUUUAAGAGUUUUAAAAUGCUGUAGUAUCGGUAGGUUAUUUACAAUACAGUAAGCCUUUAAAGUAAGCAAUCACGAGGUUUGAUUUUUGCAAGCAGCUUAUCAAAAAGCCUCCACGACUACGUCCAAUUCAGUGUGUUUAGAAUCUGUGAAGGAACUAUUCAUUGCGUCCAUCCAGAGAGUAGCAAGUUUACAGUAAUAGAUUCUCAAAAUGUUCUUUUUUUCUCUGUUCUAAAGCAAUUGUUAUAUUUGAGGCAUUAAUUCAAGGGGGUACUUACUACAUAUUUGCUUAAUCUAAACUUACAAUUUUACAAUCUGUUGUAUUAAUUGUGCAUAAUUACCCUUCAUCUAAAUAAUAAAAUGUUGAA
Messenger RNA from Acipenser ruthenus (sterlet), 5853 nucleotides. RefSeq names its product zinc finger protein 512B-like. Gene Ontology annotation, molecular function: zinc ion binding. The record is from RefSeq and is a predicted model, not a curated record. The transcript is spliced from 18 exons. Bases 436 to 2604 code for a protein of 722 amino acids. NCBI's taxonomy places the organism in Eukaryota, Metazoa, Chordata, Actinopteri, Acipenseriformes, Acipenseridae.